UUUAGAGAGAUUUGAACGCUUCCUGGUUUAACACGUUGUAAUAGUUCUAUUACAUACUGUACUGUACCUCACCAGGAGGCUUAGUAGCCUAUUAUACCGUGUUAGAAAUAGCACCAAAUCGGACACCGAAUAGGCGCUUCGUUCCCCCCUGUCCUCCACUUUUGACAGAACGCCCCGAGCGCACUUUUAAUGAUGCGUAACUGACGCGCGGUCAUCAACCGACAUUCUUCCUGAUGUCACUUCUCAACAUGCGGACCACCUGUUUUAUGGCCGUGAUCUUGUGGCUCACAACUGGUUCAUCUCGUUGUCAAACACCAAUUCCCAAUGUUCACGGAGGGUUAGGUGCAGUUCUGGGGGUGUCCAACGCCAGCGUCCUCCUGCAAGACCCCAGCUCUGAGACACUCUACCUGGGAGCCAGAGGCUCCAUUCUGGCACUGCACACCUCCAACCUCACCUGGAAACACCCAUCAAUUAAGUGGGAGGCAACAGAAGAGGAGAGGAAGUCCUGUAUGGGUAAAGGCAAGAGAGUGGAUGACUGUUAUAACUACAUCUGUCUGCUGGAGGUUCUGAAGGAUGGAAGGAUCUACGUCUGUGGCUCCUACGCCUACAAUCCCAAGUGUGCUUUCAUAGACCCAGUGACGUUUGUCCUAGUGAAGGAAGGUGGUGACAAAGUGAAGAUGGAGAAUGGGAAGGGGAAAUGUCCUUAUGAUCCCAGACAACCUCACACGGCUGUUACUGCAGAUGGAGUGCUGUACACCGCCUCCCCUUCUAACUUCCUGGGCACGAUGUUUGACAUCACCAGGGCAACAGGUCAAGAGGUGCACGUGCAUCAGUCCAUCAACUGGCUCAGUGAUCCAGAGUUUGUGAGUUCGGCCCUGGUCAGGGAGAGUCCUGGAGAUGAUGAUAAAAUCUACUUCUUCUUCAUGGAGAACGCCUUAGAGUACGACCUUUACACCAAGGUCAGGGUCACACGGUUGGCCAGAGUCUGCAAGGGAGACGUGGGGGGCUCUAAGACCCUGCAGAAGCGCUGGACCAGUUUCCUGAAGGCUCAGCUGGUGUGUCAGGACCGGGACAGUGGCCAUCACUACACCGUCCUGACCCACGCCUACCCCCUGGAACACCGCCUGGGAGACCCCAGCAGCACACACUUCUACACCCUCUUCACCUCCCAGGGGAAAGGAGAGCGUGUGUCAGCAGUGUGUGUGUACAGCCUGACUGACAUCACCAAGGUGUUUGCGACGGGAGGCUUCAGAGAUAUGAAGAGGAACUGUGUGAACAGUGGGAACUCUGAGUCUGUACCCGACCCCCGACCUGGACAGUGUAUCAACCAUGUCCUGAGAGCCCAGGGUUACAACUCCUCCUUCGACAUGCCCGACCGCGUGCUGCAGUUUGCCAAGGAACAUCCUCUGUUGACGAACACUGUGGACGCAGCGCCCCUUCUGGUGAGGAGGGGAACCACAUACACCAGGAUCACAGCUACCAACAUCUCCAACAGUGAUGCUGCCCUACUACAUCUGGGAACAGAUCAGGGGGAGUUACACAGUGUGUCUAUCGUUGGUCGUACUGCUACUCUGCUGCAGGAGAUCCCUCUGACAACCUCAGUAGAGCCCAUCAACAACAUCCUCAUACACCAGGGCAAUGUGGUGGUGGGCUCCCCAUCCUCUCUGUCCCGUGUGCCAGUAGAGGGGUGCAGGGUGUACUCCAGCUGUCAGGUGUGUGCCCGGGCAGCAGGACUAGGUUGUGUGUGGGACGUCAACACGAGAGGCUGUGUUGCGGACUCUCCAGUGCAGAGGGAGUCAGAGGACCCUUUGAAGGUGUGUGGCACUGGAGAGGGUCGUUGUUCCCCUGAGGUGAAGGAGCUGCGUGUGAAGAAGGGCCUGGUGGUCCUCCUCCCCUGUGACCACCCCCAUCUCUCCCCUCUCCCCUGCAUCUGGGAGCACCCCCAGGGCCGCCACACCCUGAAGCACCACUCCCACCUGGAGGUCACUGUCUCCGAAUCCAGCCUGGGCCUCUACUCCUGCCGCUGCUCAGCCCAGGGUGAUUAUUCCUGGGGUAGCGAACCCUGCCUUACAGCCUCCUACCAGCUCACCAUGGAGGACCUCAGUGUCGAAGGCAGGGUGGACCCGGGGCUGUCGAGAUCACCGGUAUGGGUAUACAUCUCCUGUGUCCUGCUGGGGGUGCUGGUUGGAGCUUUAGGAGCAACUGUGUUCCUGAAGAGGCUUUGCUGGAGAGCAGCCCAGCACACCCCAUUAGAGGACAGAAAUGGGGGUGGAGCCAAUCAAGGACAGCAGGGGCGGGGCCCCACCUGUUAUGAGAAUAAGCUGGUGAUGGGUGACAUGUCGGUCGGCCAAUUGGGAGAGGGCGUUUUGUGAAGAGAUGUCCAGAAUUGACUUAAUUGAAGGGAGUGUUUUGCCAGGUACCGCUUAGAGACUGAGGCUUUCUUUCUUUCUGUGUCUCUUUCUGUCUCUCUGUGUGUGUCUCUUUCUCUGUGUCUCUCCCUCUGUGUCUCUCUGUGUCUCUGCUUCUGUGUCUCUGUCUCUGUGUCUCUCUCUGUGUCUCUCUCUGUCUCUCCCUCUGUGUCUCUCUGUGUCUCUGCUUCUGUGUCUCUGUCUCUCUCUCUGUGUCUCUCUGUGUCUCUCUCUCUCUCUGUGUCUCUCUCUGUGUCUCUCUGUCUCUGUGUCACUCUCUCUGUCUCUCUGUGUGUCUGUGUCUCUCUGUGUCUCUGUCUCUCUCUCUCUGUCUCUCUCUCUGUCUCUGUGUCUCUCUGUGUCUCUGUGUCGCUCUCUCUGUCUCUCUCGGUGUCUCUGUCUCUCUCGUUGUGUCUCUGUCUCUCUCUGUGUCUCUGUCUCUCGCUCUCUUUCUCUCUCUGUCUCUCUCUCUGUGUCUGUCUCUCUGUGUCUCUCUGUCUCUGUGUCUCUCUCUCUGUCUCUCUCUGUCUCUCUCUGUGUCUCUGUCUCUCUGUAACCAGGUUUCCAUCCAACCUUUUUAUUUGAGUAAAACAUGUCACGGCAGGCCUGAUGGAAACAGCACAUUUUUGGGUAAACUCGUUUAGUGUUGGUAAAGUGAAUUAUGUGAGAAACGGUGGUGGAAACACCACCUUUAUAGGCAGAUAUUGAUAUGAUAACCAUCAUAUCGUUGUGAUGUCAUGUUGUGUGGUCCUCACACUACUACUCAGGCAAGCAUACAGUUUAUUAGCCUACAGAUGAAAUAAGUAAUGAUGAACUUCACAGGGAGGUGAUGAACUUGAUGCUCCUUUCCAAUAAAUAUCCAGGGUCCUAUUCUGGUGACAUGAUGA
Molecule: messenger RNA, 3295 nt
Organism: Oncorhynchus keta (chum salmon)
Lineage: Eukaryota; Metazoa; Chordata; Actinopteri; Salmoniformes; Salmonidae
Product: semaphorin-4F-like
Exons: 15
Coding region: 234-2372 (712 amino acids)
Biological process (GO): axon guidance; positive regulation of cell migration; negative chemotaxis
Molecular function (GO): semaphorin receptor binding; chemorepellent activity
Source: RefSeq, a predicted model, not a curated record